Messenger RNA from Penicillium antarcticum, 2487 nucleotides. RefSeq names its product potassium ion transporter. Bases 1 to 2487 code for a protein of 828 amino acids. Gene Ontology annotation, cellular component: plasma membrane. Gene Ontology annotation, molecular function: high-affinity potassium ion transmembrane transporter activity. The transcript is spliced from 2 exons. Lineage: Eukaryota; Fungi; Ascomycota; Eurotiomycetes; Eurotiales; Aspergillaceae. The record is from RefSeq and is a predicted model, not a curated record. Gene Ontology annotation, biological process: potassium ion import across plasma membrane; intracellular potassium ion homeostasis.
AUGUUCUCGGCCUUCGUGCGCCAGGUAUCCUCCCUGAAGCAAAAGGUACCGUUCCUGAACGAGCUGCACCUGAACUUCAUCUUCAUCCACUAUGCCUAUAUCAUCUCGUGGGUGAUCAUCGGUUCGAUUAUCCUCUACCCCGGCAGCGAGCUCGCCUACAUCGAUGCGCUCUUCUUCGCCUCCGGCGCCGCCACCCAGAGCGGGCUGAACACCGUCGACGUCAAUAAGCUCAAACUCUACCAACAAAUCGUCCUAUACUUGAUGACGUGUCUGUGUACUCCGAUUUUUAUUCAUGGUGCGCUGGUCUUUAUCCGGUUGUACUGGUUUGAGAAGCGCUUCCAGCACGUGGUCCGUGACGCACGUGCGAUGCGACGAACCCGAUCUCGAAUGGAAACUGUGACCGAGGACCGGGAUAGUAACGAAGUGAACCGCGCCGAGCUUGGAGUCAGUGGCCGGCCGAUUGUGGUGUUACGGAACAAUUCAGGAGAUGCGCGGGGCGGUCGCCUCGCGGACCCGACCAACAAAGAUAUAGCUCCGGGGGUGGACACUCCAGAAAUCCACACACCCAGUGCCGGCUCUAACUCCGGGUCUCGGUCCGGUUCUAGCUCCUCCGAGGAAACGGAGACGGAACCUGAGCCUCGAUUUGGACUCGGCAGUUUGAAGGUCCCAACCCAUCUGAACCCCGAAACUCACAUCGCCUUCUUGGAAAAGCAGCGGAAGGACAAAGGCGCUCUUCGGAUCCCAAGUCCACGUGAGUAUGAUCGUGGCGGUGCGCCCGAAGCUUUGGAAGAAGAUGUCGAGCAGGAGGAUGAGCCGGCUCCUCCUAGUCCUCACAAUACCGAUGAUAGCUCGUCUAACCACCCCGAGGCGCAUGAUCAAGUCGGUCCACUUGAAGGACCCCAUAUCACCAUCAACGAGCCGGAUAUUCCAAGGGCUCGCCCACGGGGGAAUACAUUCCCUCGUCUUAAUACUCAACCUACGUUCCGAGAAACCAAGGAUGGGAAUGAAACCACUACUCUUGCCCCUACCAACACGAGAAACACCUUUAGGGGAAUUUUUCGAUCUCUGACACAAGAACGGGAUCUCUCGACUCAGCCAUAUCUCAGUUGGAAUGCGACAGUGGCACGAAACUCCAACUUCGUUGACCUAACUGAGGAACAGCGCGAUGAGUUAGGUGGUAUCGAAUAUCGCGCACUGAAGACCCUGGCUGUCGUGCUCAUCACUUACUACGUUGGCUUCCACCUCAUCGGCAUGCUGAGCAUGAUUGGUUGGAUCAUGACGGUGGACCAAUGGGGUGAUGUUGUCCGAGAGGCUGGAGUUGGACGGCCUUGGUGGGGAAUUUUCACUGCUGCCUCUGCCUUUAACGACUUGGGUUUCACCUUGACGCCCGACUCUUUCUACUCCUUCCAGCGGGCCGUCUUUCCGUUGCUUAUGUUCUCAUUCCUGAUUAUCAUUGGAAACACUGCGUUCCCAUGUAUGCUCCGUUUGAUGAUCUGGGUUAUGUCCAAGUUUACUCGCCAAGGCACUGCUCUAUGGGAAGAACUCAAGUUCCUCCUGGACCACCCGCGUCGAUGCUUUACCCUCUUGUUCCCUCGCAAUGCCACCUGGUGGCUGUUUGCCAUUCUAGUUGCACUGAACGGUAUUGAUGUGAUUUUCUUCGUCAUUUUGGAUCUUAACGAUUCUGCUGUCACCGCGCUCCCUCCUGGAAUUCGAGUCCUUGAUGGCUUUUUCCAAGCUGCCGCGACACGAACGGCCGGUUUCGGAAUCAUCAGUCUUACGGACCUCCACCCCGCCAUCCAGGUAUCCUAUCUCAUCAUGAUGUAUAUUUCAGUGUUCCCGAUCGCUAUUUCAAUGCGUCGAACCAACGUGUACGAGGAGAAGAGUCUCGGUAUAUACGAUGUCACCGACGAGGACCAAGAUGAGGAAUCCAAUGCCCCUACCUACAUCGGAGCUCACUUGCGUCGCCAGCUGAGUUUUGAUUUGUGGUAUGUGUUCUUGGGUCUCUUCAUCAUCGCCAUUGCAGAAGGCGGACGGUUGCAGGUACAGGAUGACUACUCCUUCCAGCUGUUCACCGUUCUAUUCGAAGUUGUCUCGGCCUAUGGUACAGUCGGUCUGUCGUUUGGAUACCCCGGAGUGAACACCUCUUUCUCAGGACAGUUUAAUGUGGUUUCCAAAUUGGUAAUCAUCGCCAUGCAACUUCGUGGUCGCCACCGUGGUCUACCCUACGCGCUGGAUCGCGCCGUCCUUCUCCCAUCCGACGCCAUGAAUCGACACGAAGCCGAACAGAGCGAGAGGCGGAUGCGCCGACGCACAUCCAACCUCAGUGGUACUGGCUCUCUCGGCCAAUCACAGUCGCGUACCCUAUCUCAGGCGAGGAACGAUGCAGCCCAGACAUCCGGUCUGGAAACCCAUGACUGGCAAACAGGACCUGCGCCAAAUGCAGAAUCCCUGGUGCAUCGCUCCUCGACUAUCCGAUCCAAUCGAUAG